This is a messenger RNA of Trypanosoma grayi, 969 nucleotides long. RefSeq lists its product as hypothetical. The record is from RefSeq and is a predicted model, not a curated record. Lineage: Eukaryota; Euglenozoa; Kinetoplastea; Trypanosomatida; Trypanosomatidae. The transcript has a single exon. Bases 1 to 969 code for a protein of 322 amino acids.
AUGUUGGCAAGCCUUUUUUACAAUCACAUAGCGUCAGAGAGGGUAGAGGACGCUCAGAAAAAUGAGAAUUGUUCGCGUGGUGAUCGCAGUCCUAGACUAAACAAUAAAGGUGACACGGAUGUUUUCAACGAACAGCCGCAUUCAACAAUUGGAUCCUUUCCACCAAAGCACGCAGACCUCACGGAGCAACGCCAACUUAAUUAUGUGCAGAAGUUUGUGUCCUCUGCAGAUGUUUUUCGGAUGUAUCACGGGAUUGUGGCAUCAAAUGUGGAUGAGGGUCUACGAGAACAAGAAAUGUGGAGUAGAAACGCAUCUCUGGAAAAGAUAGGAGCCUUGGCGCUUGGUUGGCUGAUUCGAAAACGUAGGCGAAGCCGUCUCGGUAAUGAAUUGGCGUCUCGAAUCAUUCAAUAUAGCAACCAGAAUGAUGGCGAAUUCGAUGUGGGAGUUUCAGAAGAAUUUUUUCAGGCUCAAAGAGCGCGCUGUGUUUCGCAAUUCAUAGAGUUCCUGGAACACGGAAUCGCACCUUCAAGGGUCAAAGAAGAAAUAAACAAACAAGAUAUUAGCAGUUUGCAAGUGCAAGGAAGAAGUAGGCGCAUGAUUGAGAAACGAUCUGAUUUUAGAGAAGUGUCACACGGAAUUCAUAUAGGACUAUACUCAUCAGAGAAAGCUCAACGAACUGGAGAAUUUGUGGUAGAUGCAUUAAGAGAGGCUGUGGGAAUGAAAGAAUGUUCACAAAGCGUUUUGUUAGAGAAUGUAACGCCCAAAUUUCUGGCUGAGAGGAGGUCUGUGUUUCUACAAACAAUUUUCCAAGUUGAAGACUACGAAGGGUGCCUUACUCAUAUUCCCAGAAUAGUUACGGGAUGUAGUCCUAAUGCAGUAGAUGUUAAUUCCUCCCUCUCUUCCAUCUUUGGCGGUGGUUAUUAUCGACUUGUUGAUCAUGUGGACCGAAUAUGCGCAGAAUUGCUCUAA